Messenger RNA from Xiphophorus maculatus (southern platyfish), 654 nucleotides. It is a transcript of the gene rps24, whose product is annotated as ribosomal protein S24. The transcript is spliced from 7 exons. Gene Ontology annotation, biological process: translation. Gene Ontology annotation, molecular function: structural constituent of ribosome. Gene Ontology annotation, cellular component: ribosome. Bases 18 to 554 code for a protein of 178 amino acids. NCBI's taxonomy places the organism in Eukaryota, Metazoa, Chordata, Actinopteri, Cyprinodontiformes, Poeciliidae. The record is from RefSeq and is a predicted model, not a curated record.
GGGUGUGUACAGUAAAUAUGUUUAUAAUGCGUGUUUUACAUCAGGCACUACCACUACACGCCCUCCCUCGUCAUUUUGUGCAGGCAAUAAUCCGGGCUGCCGCUGGUCCUUCUUCCUCUUUUACGUCCCUGAGCGAGGCCGGCGUCAAAAUGAACGACACAGUAACAGUCAGGACCCGCAAGUUUAUGACGAACCGACUGCUUCAGAGGAAGCAGAUGGUUGUUGAUGUCCUCCAUCCUGGCAAGGCCACAGUCCCAAAGACUGAAAUCAGGGAGAAGCUUGCCAAGAUGUACAAGACCACCCCCGAUGUUGUAUUUGUCUUUGGCUUCAGGACUCAGUUCGGCGGUGGCAAGACAACAGGCUUUGCUAUGGUCUACGACUCUUUAGACUAUGCCAAGAAGAAUGAGCCCAAACACAGACUUGCCAGGCAUGGUCUGUAUGAGAAAAAGAAGACCUCAAGGAAACAGCGCAAGGAACGCAAGAACAGAAUGAAGAAAGUACGAGGCAUCAAGAAGGCCAGUGUUGGAGCUGCUGGCAAAAAGAAGCAGAAAUGAAGUUUUCAGUUUUGCAGUGAGCCCAGACGGCCAGCGGGUGUCUUCGUGCUCAAGAUGGUCUUGUAUAUUGUCAUCAAAUAAAGUUUUGGGAAAAAAGACA